Ficedula albicollis (Collared flycatcher) is the source of this 2379-nucleotide messenger RNA. It is a transcript of the gene CMAS, whose product is annotated as cytidine monophosphate N-acetylneuraminic acid synthetase. The coding region runs from base 1 to 1605 and encodes 534 amino acids. The transcript is spliced from 11 exons. NCBI's taxonomy places the organism in Eukaryota, Metazoa, Chordata, Aves, Passeriformes, Muscicapidae. Gene Ontology annotation, molecular function: N-acylneuraminate cytidylyltransferase activity. The record is from RefSeq and is a predicted model, not a curated record.
AUGAAUGCAAACAACCACAGGCCAGUCCUCAGGUACCGCCACGUCCAGCACGUCACCAGUUUUCCCGGUCAGCCUCCAGAAGACGAGACCUGGUGCCGACACCUCCCCGGGCCGGGGGUGAUUCAGCUGCAGAGGUGCCAGCGACAGCUCCAGGCCCACGGGGGCACGAGAGCUCCGGGAACUCCCCGGCUCCACCGCCCAUUGCGCAAACCAUGGGGAAUGGGGAGUGGAUUUCCCACCGGCCUGAACGACAAAGGGCGGAUGAUCCCUGACUCCCCCCUCGAGCCCCCCUCAAUCGGGGCGUCCCUCGCUGUCCCCUCAGCCUCUCCCCGCCGCGCUCCCCACACGCAUGCGCGGCGCCGCAGGACUACAUUUCCCGGCAUGCCCCGAGGGGGCGGUCCGCGCGCGUGGCAGGGCGCGGCGGGAGAGGAGCGGACCGCCCUGCUGCGCGCCGCCAUCGACGCCGGCGUCUUCCACAGCAUAUGGGUUUCCACAGACCAUGAUGAGAUUGAGAAGGUUGCAAAGCAGUUUGGUGCUAAGGUCCAUCGCAGAAGCCCUGAAGUCUCUCAAGACUCCUCAACUUCUCUAGAAGCCAUCACAGAGUUUCUCAAUCACCAUCGUGAGGUUGAUAUUGUAGGAAAUAUUCAAGCAACAUCUCCCUGUUUACAUCCCAGUGACCUUAUAAAAGUGGCAGAUCUGAUCCAGAAGGAGGGGUUUGAUUCCGUCUUCUCUGUUGUGAGGCGGCAUCAAUUCAGAUGGAGUGAGGUAAAGAAAGGAGACAACAAGAUGACAGAACCUCAAAACCUGAAUCCAGCAAAGCGCUACCGGAGGCAAGACUGGCCUGGGGAGCUCUAUGAAAAUGGCUCAUUUUAUUUUGCCAAGAGACAUCUGAUUGAGAAAGGCUACUUGCAGGGUGGUAAAAUGGCCUACUAUGAAAUGCGUGCAGAGCACAGUGUGGAUAUUGACAUAGACAUUGACUGGCCUAUUGCAGAGCAGAGAGUGUUGAGCUUUGGAUAUUUUGGCAAAGAGCCACUAAAAGAGGUGAAGCUCUUGGUUUGCAGUAUUGAUGGAUGCCUGACCAAUGGUCGCAUUUAUGUGACAGAAGAUCACAAGGAAAUGGUCUCCUAUGAUUACAGAGAUAUUGUUGGCAUUGAUCUGUUAAAGAAAAGAGGAAUCCAGGUUCGACUCAUCUCUGACAGAGAUUGUUCAAAAACACUGUCAGCCAUGCAGCUGAGAUGUGUAGCAAAAGUCAAUGUGACAAAUAAACUACAAGUUCUGAAGGACUGGCAGGAAGACAUGGGUUUGAGCUGGAAAGAGGUGGCUUACUUAGGAAAUGAGGAGUCUGAUGUGGAGUGCCUGAAGCAGGCAGGCAUGAGUGCUGUGCCUGCUGAUGCCUGUGCUGCUGCUCAGAAGGCUGCUGCUUACAUCUGUAAGAGCAGAGGCGGCUGCGGAGCUGUGCGGGAGUUUGCAGAACACAUAUUCCUGCUCUUAGAGAAAGUGAACUCUGCAAGGAAGCAACUGGAAGAAAUCAGCUCAGCAGGGAAGGAAAUGGGGAGAAAUGAGAACAGCAGGAAAGGAAAUAAAGAGCUGAUGGAAAAAGAGUAACGCUGUUGGUCAAUCCUGCUUUUCUUCCUCAGUACAUCCACAUCCCAAAGGAAUGCUUACCUUUCAAAUUUUACAGCACAGUAAAGUUAAAAAGGUGUCUCCCUCUAAUUCCAGGUCCCACAUUCAUGAUUAUAUGCUGAUCAUAUCCAUGAUGGUUUUAAAAACCAUUUAAGUGGAAUGGGAGAAAUGCUACAAAAGAGAGUGCUCUGUAAAUCUACUCUUAAUCAUCACACCUAUCCUACAAGAAUAAUGCAUCUUUAUUUCAUAAUCUGAAUUUUUUUCAGGGAUCAAUGAUUUUCCAUGACUUGAAGAUUUGGAAUUCAGGCUUGAAACCAAAACUGUCAAUUUUGCUCAUAUGGUUUGCAUUUCUUUUAUCAAAUGCAUGGUGGUUUGGUUGUGUGAUUGCAUUUUGCAGGGUUUGUCCUCAGUAAGGAAGAGUUUUAACAUAUGCUGGAGAGGUUUAUUUUAUAUCAAUAAAACUUCCUCCUCUAUUUUUAAAAUACAACACAGUUACUGUAAAACAAGUUAAUAUUUGUUUUAAAAAGCACUUUGGCAUGUGUUCAGUUUUAAGCUCCUAAAUAAUUAAAUCACAUUUGGAAUUGCAACUCUUGAAAUCUCUUUAUUAUGGGUUUUAUUGAAGUGCCUAAAUUAAUAUUUUUCCAAAUUUGGAAUUACAUUUCCCACUGUCUUUGAGAUCGUUGCAGAAACUUGGUUUCUUUCUAUGAAGACUUUAUUGCAACCUCAAAUGAGUUAAAGGCAAGUAAGGGUCUUUAA